GCGCUUCGACGCGUCCUCACAGGGAAUCUGCCUCCAAACACACUUUCAGCUGCCGCACCUGUAAUGGCGCAACACUCAGAACCUACGUCACCCUACCUCCUCUUCUGUGUUAUUGUCGGGUCGCUGACGGCCUUUCAAUUUGGGUACAAUUCUGGAGUUGUUAACCAACCAAGAGAUGCCAUGACAAAUUGUCCUUCAGCGCCAGGCGAGUGGCCCCAAAACUGCAUUCCUAUGGAUGACUGGCAGUGGGGUAUCUUUGUGUCGAUGUUCUUACUAGGCGGCAUUAUCGGGGGCCUCACCGGAGGACAUAUCGCGGACAAUCUUGGUCGCCGCCGCACGUUGCUUAUACUUAAUGUUGGCUUCAUCAUUGGAGGUGCCCUCCUGGCGCUAUCGUCAGCGCCAUUUAGUCUAUAUUUUGGCCGAUUUAUUAUUGGUAUCGCAGCCGGAACGGGGACGGUCGCAGUCCCGUUGUAUAUCAGCGAGAUCAGUCCGGUAGAGAAGCGAGGCACAUUGGGGAGUUUCAAUCAGCUUGCCAUUGUUGUGGGCAUUCUGGUUAGUGUCUUGGUUGGGAUCCCCUUAGCGACUUUGGAGAGGUGGAGGUACAUGUUUGGCUUAAUAUUAGUGCCAAGCAUACUUCAGAUGCUGCUGAUACCAUUUUGCGUCGAGACGCCAAGUUGGCUCACGUCCCAGAGUCUGGUUUUAGAUGCAAAAGAGGCUCUUCAGAAACUCAACGGCACUGCACUCGAAAAUGACGAGGCUGCCCGGAUGCUUCGCUCUCACUCAUCACUCUCACAGGAACAGGACAUUGAAGGUGGGGAACAGAAUGGAGACGACAUAAGUGAUGGAGAUGGUCCUAGCCAAGAUGCGAAGAUAUCUCUGAAGGAAAUUAUGACAAGACCCGAAUUAUGGAAGCCUAUUGUCGCUGGCCUUGGAUUGCAUGCGUCCCAGCAAUUCAGUGGCAUCAAUGCAGCUAUCUAUUAUUCAACCACGAUUUUUUCCCAGUCAUACAGCCAGUCCACAGCGAUCAAACUCACUGUUCUCCUCAGUCUCGUUAACUUGGCGUUCACACUUGUCUCUGGAAAUCAAAUUGACAAAGUGGGACGGCGCACGCUGCUUCUUGUAUCCCAAGGCGGGAUGGCCGCUUGUGCGUUGGGGGCGGUCGGAGCAUUUCGGUUACAUGCGGAUCCCUCCGUGGUCGUACUCUUUUUAAUGGCCUUUGUGGGAAUGUUUGCGGUGGGUCUUGGGAAUAUACCUUGGCUGAUAAUGCCAGAACUAGUUCCAUCGUCACUUCUUGGUCCAUCGGCAUCUGUUGGGACGGCGGUCAAUUGGUCGUCAGCCUUCAUCAUUGCACUUGUCUUUCCGCGUGCGAUUGCUAUACUUGGUUACGAUAUUUUCUACGUCUUCGCUGCCAUCCUGGUAGGGUCAAGUUUGUUCACCUACUUGUGUGUUCCAGAAACCAAGGGCAAAACCCCAGAGGAGGUCGCGAGAACCUUCAUGAUACGCCAUAGAGAGUAAAAGUUUCUCUCUAUGUAGCGAUGGAAUUGCUAUGUACUUUUACAUAUGAAAUUGUAGCAUGGGAAAUUGCGUUGAUAUUUUGUUCAUAAUUCUGUAUGAAAGCAAGAAUGUAAGCGAUUUGCCUUGGUCACGGUACAAUAUCCGUCGAGGGUGACUAUUGUGAUGGCAAUAAACCGACGGUGCUAGCAAGUAGGAUUGUUCCGAUCUCAUUCGUACUGUCGUGCAUGAAACACGCUCAUGGACAAAAUGAUCAUCAUGAUUGCUUUACUUCCCAUAAUAAUGAGCAGACAGAAGUA
Molecule: messenger RNA, 1811 nt
Organism: Spizellomyces punctatus DAOM BR117
Lineage: Eukaryota; Fungi; Chytridiomycota; Chytridiomycetes; Spizellomycetales; Spizellomycetaceae
Product: sugar porter (SP) family MFS transporter
Exons: 7
Coding region: 64-1515 (483 amino acids)
Biological process (GO): monosaccharide transmembrane transport
Cellular component (GO): membrane
Molecular function (GO): hexose transmembrane transporter activity
Source: RefSeq, a predicted model, not a curated record